AAUGUGACCGGAGCUGAGAGGAAAACAAAAACAGAGGCGCUGUGUGACCAGUUCGCUAUCGGCCAGGAACAAUCGAUAGUGCUAUCGAUUGACGGUGACAUAACGUGACUUCGACUGUGACUGCCUGCCAUGUUACGAAAACUGCUACCCAGUGUGCGGUUGGCCCUGCAGGCGCCGAAGGUGACAGCAACAACCGUGAGAAGCACCAGCGGCGGCGGCAGUGUUUACGAACCGGAUUACCUGGAGUCCCUUAAACCAAAAUUCCCGCAAUACGAGAGCCUCAACGUACAGAUCAAGGGCUAUGACUAUCCACAGCUGGAGAGCUAUCAGCGCUUCCUUCAUGGCGUGGCCGAGUAUUUGGAAUUGGAUGUCUCCGACUGCUACGCCCUGCCGCCACAGCAAACACAGGUUCAGCGUCUGCGGCCAAACUCCACGGUGAUUGAGUCCGAGUACAAGCUGACCACCUACGAGCGGAACCUGCAGCUGAACAAUGUAGAUGCACCUGUCUAUCCGCAGUUCCUGCGCCUAGCUCAGUCAGCCCUGCCUGAGGGCGUUAGCCUGAGUGUCCAGGAGCACACCGACGACUGCGAGGAGCGGCGUUAUGUGCCGGACAAGGAGCUGCUCGACCUUAAGUCCGAACUGGAUCGCAUGGGUGGCCCCACCACCUCCAAGAAGAAGUAGGAUCCGUUUUUGGCAAACAUUUAAUGCUAAGCUGUGUAAAAAGUGUGGAGAGAAGAACCUAUAAGUAAAAACUUUCCUAUUUAAA
Molecule: messenger RNA, 766 nt
Organism: Drosophila serrata
Lineage: Eukaryota; Metazoa; Arthropoda; Insecta; Diptera; Drosophilidae
Gene: mRpL48
Product: mitochondrial ribosomal protein L48
Cellular component (GO): mitochondrial ribosome
Source: RefSeq, a predicted model, not a curated record